Messenger RNA from Notodromas monacha, 610 nucleotides. The record is from the annotation of a GenBank genome assembly. Lineage: Eukaryota; Metazoa; Arthropoda; Ostracoda; Podocopida; Cyprididae.
AGUGGAAAAAGCAGGAAAGCUUCUUUAUCUAACUGAAAUGGAGGACUCAGCAGAAGUUACAAAAGAAAUGAAAAAUUAUGAGAAAUCAGGGUAUUUAUCAUGGGGACCCUUUGAAUCUACUCCCACAGUAAACAAAAGCAACAAUACUUCAAUCACCAUGGUCCCAUUGAGCACCACAGAAAAGAUCUUUGAGACAGAUCCCACAGGAGAGCUUCAAAUUUCUGAUGAAAAAGAAAAUGAAAAAAGCAGCUUGACCAUAACUUUAGCACCUCCUUCAACUCCAGAAUCCCAUGCCACAAAAAGAAGAUCAAGUUAUCCUGGAAAACCCUGGAAAGCUGCCCUGAGAAGCAGCAACAUCAGAGUCAAGAGACAGCAUUGGUCCAAGACCAGAAAUGAAGAGCUUGGGCAAUUUGCUCAAGACACUGCAAACUUCAGAAGAGAAUUUGCCAAGCACAGAUUCUCUCCAAACUUGGUCAGGAAUAUGUCUCCAAUUUUCAUGAGGAGGCUUCCCAAGUCCUUAUCUGCUGAUCUGGGAGUAGAGCAGAACUAUCCAAGGAGAAGACAGUCUUUGUCACCAUCUGAACUAACCUUGUCAGCCUUUCACAGAGCA